UCACAGCAGGGACCCUCCUACCAGAAAUAUAACCAACUUUUUAAAUAAAACAAAAACACGCUCGAAGCACCUUCACGGUGGUUUUAUGCAAAAUACAUGAAUGAUUCCACGUGGGUUUUCCUGCCAGAGAGCGUAACGGUAACAGGGGAGUUUAGUGAACGUCUUGAUUCCCUUCAGGUCGUAGUUUACUCGUCGGUGACUGAACUUAGCUAGCUAGGCUGGCUAACUCUGAACCUCUGCACCAGAAACACGUGUUAUUGGGAAAAUGAACGCAGAAACAUCUGGUUGGACCAUGGAGAACAUCCAGAGGCUGUUUGUAGAAAUGAAAAGCGGGAUCCCCAGGACCUACGCUACGUGCUCUUACGCGAAGGGACUGAAGCACGUAGACUGGAACAAGGUGGCGUUCGCUCCUUUCUCUGCGGAAGACUGCGAGCGAAAGUGGAGACUUCUUAUGAAGAAGAUGCGCAAACAGCGGUCCCUCGCAGAGCUCAUUGUUGAAGCUGAAGAUGUCCUGUCAGACCCUGUCCUGAACAGUAAGAUCCAUCCAGACUACCCAACUAGACCCCCCACUUCAUGUGUCUUGUUUUAUGAGGAGAACUGGGUCAGAAUUAAAGAACAGCACCCAGAGCUGAGUCACGCUGAGGUAGUGGCGGCAACGGGCAAGGCGUACAGAGAGCUCCCAGAUAGCAAAAAGGCUCUAUAUUUGAAGAAAUACCAGCUUGCUCACCACAAAUACAGGGAAAAGACAAAGGAGUUCAGGGAAACGCAUCUCAAGCUUUCAGAUAUUGUGGACACGAGUAAGCAGGUGACUGUAGAUGGUGAAGAUGCAGAAGGUCUGCCGCCCAGGCCUCCUAUAAAUGGCUAUAAGAUAUUCUGCAAAGAGCAACUGGGGUCCAUGGCUGGGGUCCCUAGUAGAGACUAUAUGAAGGUGUGGUCCCAACGUUGGCGGGACUUGACUAAGAGUCAGAAGAAAGAGUUCUCUGAACACUGCUCCGAGAUGAAGAAAACCUAUACAAUCAAGCUGCAUAAAUAUAUAAAGAACAUGGAUGAGGAGGAACAGGAGAGGAUCCUAACCGACAAUGCCAGGUACAUAUCUAAAGAGGUUGAUAUGAAAAGUGUCGAGUCCAAGGUGACAUCUCGCGGGCUUCACAAGAAGAAACGCCAAAAAGAGAAAGCACUAGGAGACAGUAGAGGAUAUUCAAAGGACCUGCAGAAGUGGUUUAAGACAUUGACGGCAGCAGACCAAGAGGAAUAUCAGGCAUCGAACCCAAAGAAAUGUCGAUACGUCAAUGUCAAAAGAUCGUCAGAUUCAGAAGAUGAAGACAUUGAGGACAGCAGCAGUGAUGAAGAAGAGGUCUAUCUAGACUGCAAUGAGGAUAUGGGGGAAGCAGAGGAGGGUGACAUCACGUUUGAUAUGUAUUAGAUGGUGAGAUGGACAGCAGAGAUCUCACCAACAAUCACAUUAAGUCCAGAGCCGGAUUCUGGAUUUGAUCAUAUUGACAGGGACCUCAGUGACAGACUUGGACCUGCAUAACUAAAUGAUGUAACUGUGGUUUACGUGGUGUGUAUUCCCAAAUUAAUUUGUACAUAUUAUGAGAGAGCAAAUCAGUUUUUUUAUAAUCUGCCAUAGCAAUCAUGUCAGUGUGUGGGGUUUCCUCCAGGUCAUGUGAGUGUGAAUGGUUAAUCGGCCCCUUUGAUGGAUGUGCAGCCUCUCCAGGCUGUACACCCCCCCCUCCUCGCCCAGUGUCAGUCAGGAUCGGCUCCAGCAACCCUACGACCUUUCAAGGACACACAGCAUAGAUAAUGUAUGGAUGCCAUAGAAAUGCUGUUUACGAGUGGAAAACAUGUGGACUCUAGAGGAGCCUGUAGUCCAUUUCCUCAGGGAUCCCAGGAUAAUGGAUCUAGCCCCUUUAAAGGAACAUAAUGUAUCUGUGAACAAAUGAAUUCCACUUGAUUGUAUCAUUAGUCAGCUUAUUUUCUAUAUCUGCUGUUAAAAUCAGAUAUAGAAAAUAUUCACCUGUCUGAAUAAUGGGAUUAUUGAAACGAAAUAUAUAAUGUAUGUAUAAAAAUGAAAAAUAUUUCAUCAUCAAACAUUAGUUAUUUAUGUGAAAAAGCCUUGCUCAUUGUGGUAUCUGUCAACAAAUGCAAAAAAAAAACCAUUUCCAAUAAACUUUUUUAUAUA
Pleuronectes platessa (European plaice) is the source of this 2182-nucleotide messenger RNA. Its product is annotated as nucleolar transcription factor 1. The coding region runs from base 266 to 1423 and encodes 385 amino acids. NCBI's taxonomy places the organism in Eukaryota, Metazoa, Chordata, Actinopteri, Pleuronectiformes, Pleuronectidae. The record is from RefSeq and is a predicted model, not a curated record. The transcript is spliced from 16 exons.